AUGGCCGACCACAAUGGCUCCAUGCAGGCUGGCGUUGCCCGCAACCCAGACCUCGCGCUAAACAUCAGCCGAGAGCAUGAGCACGAGCACGUGCACCACAGCGCGAAUGCUGUUCACCACGACAACUCUCAGCCAGUGUACACCACUGGAACUACUGAUGAGAAGGUCAGCAAGCUCCUGCAACCCAGCGCGCAGGAUUCGCAUGUUCACCAUCGCCAUGUUGAACAUGAUAUCGAGAAGACUGGCGGAAUCGCCAAUUAUGAUGAGAAGGAUACUCGUAGCUCCUCCAAUGAUCCCGAGGGCGAGUAUGAUUCGAAGAAGAAGAAGUGGUAUUCUCCGUCGGUCUUAUAUCGCAAGUAUCGUCUGCUAUUCCACAUCUUCGCUGGAUGCUUGUUCACUGGAUGGUGGGUCGCCAGUGUCGUCGUACAUCGCAAAGACAAGAACUGGGUCAUUCCGUUCUUGUUCUGGCUGGCCAUCAUGAUCCGAUUGAUCACUCUCCACAUCCCAAUUACCAUCGUCACCAAGCCCAUGCACUGGGUAUGGAAUAACACCGGAGUCCGCUUUACAAGCCUUAUCCCUGAGAAGAUGCGAAUCCCAGCCGGUGCUGCAUUGGCUAUCGCUGUUAUUAUCGUCGGUUCCUUUGCCAGUGAGGAGAGCGAGGACAACACCCGCGCCAACCGUGCCGUCUCCCUCGUUGGUUUGGGUCUCUUCAUUGCCGGUUUCUGGGCCACUUCCCGCAACAGGUCCAAGAUUAACUGGCACACGGUCAUUGUUGGUAUGCUGCUCCAGUUCAUCAUCGCGCUGUUCGUCCUGCGCACAGGAGUCGGUUUCGACAUCUUCAACUUCAUCUCUGAGCUCGCGCGCCUGCUCCUCGGUUUCGCGAACGACGGUGUGAUUUUCCUGACAGACAAGACUGUUCCAGAGAAGAAAUGGUUCUUGACUGGUGUUAUUCCCGCCAUCAUCUUCUUCGUCUCGUUCGUCCAGCUCCUGUACUACUGGGGUAUCCUCCAGUGGUUCAUUGGCAAAUUCGCCGUCUUCUUCUUCUGGGCCAUGCGUGUCUCCGGUGCCGAGGCUGUCGUCGCUUCUGCCUCACCUUUCAUCGGUCAGGGAGAAUCUGCCAUGUUGAUCAGGCCCUUCGUAGCUCAUCUUACCAUGGCCGAGAUGCACCAAGUCAUGUGCUCUGGUUUUGCUACCAUUGCCGGAAGUGUGCUGGUUGCCUAUAUUUCCAUGGGUCUCAACCCCCAGGCUCUGAUCUCCUCUUGCGUCAUGAGUAUCCCCGCCUCGCUCGCCUUCAGCAAGCUUCGUUACCCCGAAGAGGAAGAGACUCUUACAGCCGGCCGCGUUGUGAUUCCAGACGACGAGGAGCACAAGGCUGCGAACGCGCUCCACGCAUUUGCCAACGGUGCUUGGCUCGGUCUCAAGAUCGCCGGUAUGAUCGUCUCGACGCUCUUGUGUAUCAUUGCGCUCUUGAACAUGGUCGACGGACUGCUCACUUGGUGGGGACGCUACAUCAACCUUGAUGGCGAGUACGACCUCACUCUGGAGCUCAUUCUUGGCUACAUCUUCUACCCCGUCGCAUUCUUCCUCGGUGUAUCGCGCGAGGGCAAGGACAUCCUCCUCGUCAGCCGUCUUAUCGGUAUCAAGGUCAUCACCAACGAGUUCGUCGCUUUUGCCACGCUUGUCGCCGCCGACGACCCAACAUCCGAGUACCACUCUUUGUCGCCCCGCUCCCGUGUCAUUGCCACCUACGCUCUCUGCGGUUUCGGCAACAUUGGUUCGCUCGGUACCCAGAUUGGUGUGCUCAGUCAGAUCAGCCCCGGACGAAGUGGCGACGUUUCACGUCUCGCUGUUUCUUCUCUGAUUUCUGGUGUCUUCUCGACGCUGUCCAGUGCGACCGUUGCUGGUCUUGUCAUUGUUGAUCAGGGCAAGUUCUCGAGUGGCGCGUAG
Messenger RNA from Parastagonospora nodorum SN15, 1947 nucleotides. RefSeq lists its product as hypothetical. Gene Ontology annotation, biological process: nucleoside transmembrane transport. Gene Ontology annotation, cellular component: membrane. The coding region runs from base 1 to 1947 and encodes 648 amino acids. The transcript is spliced from 2 exons. Gene Ontology annotation, molecular function: nucleoside transmembrane transporter activity; symporter activity. NCBI's taxonomy places the organism in Eukaryota, Fungi, Ascomycota, Dothideomycetes, Pleosporales, Phaeosphaeriaceae. The record is from RefSeq and is a predicted model, not a curated record.